Messenger RNA from Pungitius pungitius (ninespine stickleback), 1209 nucleotides. RefSeq lists its product as uncharacterized. The coding region runs from base 58 to 867 and encodes 269 amino acids. Lineage: Eukaryota; Metazoa; Chordata; Actinopteri; Perciformes; Gasterosteidae. The transcript is spliced from 6 exons. The record is from RefSeq and is a predicted model, not a curated record.
UUUUUUGUUUUCCAAUGCGCAUGCGUUGAGCGCCCCAUCCAUGAAUCCACCGUCUACAUGUGGCUUCCCCGUCAAUCGGCACUGCUCUGCGGUCGGUUUGGUGUCUUGCGCCGGCCCCUUUUGUGUGAAGUCAGCGGUUCUCAGACAGGCGGCGAGGCUCCGCCCCGGAGGCAGAGUUUCGCGCUAAAAUCAAGAGGCGACACGCGGAGACACAGCAGCUUUGGAGGAGCCACCAAUAGUCGUAGCGCCAUGCCGUCCAACGUGGAGAUCAAAGCCAAAGUCAGCGACCCGACGCGCUUCGCUGAGAAGGCCACUGAGCUCAGCCAAUCAGAGGGCACGAUCAUCAGACAGCACGACACCUUCUUCAACUGCAGCCAAGCGCGACUGAAGCUCAGGGACUUCAUGAAUGGGACGGGUCAGCUGAUCUUCUACGAGCGUCCUGACACCGAUGGACCCAAACUGUCCCGUUACUCCAUCAGUCCGACCAGCGACCCGUCGAGUCUCCGGGCUGUGCUGUCAGACGCCAUGGGGGUUAAAGGUGAGGUGCGGAAGGAACGGCGUCUGUUCGUGGUCGGUCAGACCAGAAUCCACCUCGACGCGGUGGAGGGGCUCGGGACCUACAUGGAGCUCGAGGUGGUGAUGCGUCCGGAGCAGACUGUUGAAGACGGGCAGCAGGUGGCUGAGGAGCUGAUGGAGAAGCUGGGCGUCUCCAAGGAGAGCCUGGUGAUGGGGGCCUACAUGGACCUGCUCCUGAAGGGACACAAAGAGACAUUAAACAAGCGCCCACCCCCACCCGGGGGGGUGGAUGAACACAGAAAACAAGCCAACCCACUUAAUCUCUUCAGAGUACUUCAGGGUGCUGAUUGAAGAUUUGUUGACUUUGUUUACUGAGACGUUUGGAAAAAAGUGUAAAUAAAGGAAGUCAAACACCAUCGGUUUAAAAGACGUUUCCUCACAGCUCUGCAAACAGCAGCUUUACUAAUAUUCUGCAUCACGUUGUAAAGGAAACGUAACACGACACAAAGAAUGUGCUGUGAUGAGACAGCACGUCCACGAUGGAGGACGUUAGUCAUAUGAGGACAGGGAGGUUUGGACAUAUUUGAUGGACUGUGAAGAAAAACCAUACCGUUCAAACUAGUAUUUAUCUGGAAAUGACAAUAAAUCUGAUCAGGGCUCAAUAUUCUCUCCAACGUUUAACACCCUGUGAAG